Plectropomus leopardus (leopard coralgrouper) is the source of this 7395-nucleotide messenger RNA. NCBI's taxonomy places the organism in Eukaryota, Metazoa, Chordata, Actinopteri, Perciformes, Serranidae. The record is from RefSeq and is a predicted model, not a curated record.
UGUGUUUUAUGUUUUCUAGGAUUGACCUGGGAGGAGUGUAUGGCUCAGUGUCCCAAGGGAGUGGUUCCAGCCUGCCACAAUGCCGAAGACACUGUCACCAUCUCUGGUCCUCAGGAAGCGAUCAGUAAGUUUGUGUCUGAGCUGAAAGAGCAGGGAGUGUUUGCCAAGGAGGUGCGCAGCGCUGGCGUAGCUUUCCACUCCUACUACAUGGCCUCCAUUGCUCCAGUCCUGCUGGCUGCCCUGAAAAAGGUGAUCAAGGAACCACGACAGCGUUCGUCACGCUGGGUGAGCACCAGCAUCCCUCAGUCUGAGUGGAACUCGUUUUUGGCUUUGUACAGCUCAGCUGACUACCAUGUCAACAACUUGGUGAGCCCUGUGCUGUUCCACGAGGGUCUCAGUCUGGUGCCGGAAAAUGCUGUGGUGGUCGAGAUAGCACCUCAUGCUUUGCUGCAGGCCAUUCUGAAGCGUAGCUUGAAGCACACAUGUUCCAUCCUCCCCUUGAUGAAAAGAGGCCACACCAACAACCUUGAGUUCUUCCUCUCAAACAUUGGCAAAAUCUACAUGAAUGGCAUCAACAUGGAUUGUAACGCCCUCUGCCCAGUGGUGAAGUACCCUGUGCCAGUGGGUACCCCUCUGAUCUCACCCUUGGUGCAGUGGGACCAUGCUCAGACCUGGGAUGUCCCUAAGGUAGAGGAUUUUUCCUAUGGAUCAGGAGGAUCCAAUUCUGCCACUGUCUAUAAUAUCGACAUAAACCCAGAGUCUGCAGACCACUACCUGAUUGGACACUGCAUUGAUGGGCGUAUCCUAUACCCAGCAACGGGGUACUUGGUGCUGGCCUGGCGUACCCUGGUAAAAAGUCUGGGGUUUGUCAUGGAAAACACCCCUGUAGCCUUUGAGGAUGUCACCAUCCACAGGGCCACCAUCCUGCCAAAGACUGGUUCUGUCCAGUUGAAGGUGCAUCUCAUGCCUGCCACCAACAAGUUUGAGGUUUCAGAGAAUGGGAACCUGGCUGUCAGUGGAAAGGUCUGCAUUCUGGAUGAUGCAGCCCUUGAUUCACUCCACAGACAGAUAAGUCAGCAAGCUGUUUACAGUGAUUGUGACCACAAAAUGAAGCUUACAUUACAGGAUAUCUACAAAGAGCUGCGUCUGCGUGGCUAUGACUAUGGAAAGACCUUCCAAGGCAUCUUGGAGUCUAACAAUGCAGGGGACAGCGGGAAACUGCAGUGGACAGGAAAUUGGGUGACCUUUCUGGACACCAUGCUGCAGAUGAUUGUAGUCGGGCUGUCGGGUCGUAGUUUACGUUUGCCAACUAGGAUCCGCUCAGUGCGUGUUGAUCCAGCUGUUCAUCUGGAGAAGGUCUGCGAGUACACUGAUGGAAAGCAAGCUGUGGAUGUUCAUGUAAACCGCUGCCUUGACAACAUUGUUGCUGGUGGAAUCCAGAUCUGCGGUUUGCAUGCAACUGUGGCUCCCCGUCGACAGCAGCAGCAGAGUCCUCCAAUCCUUGAGGAGUUUGUGUUUGUUCCAUACGUGGACAAUGAGUGCCUGACCACUAAUGGGAAACUUGCAGACCAGCUAAGGCUCUGUAAAGGUUUAAUUCAUAGACUGCAGCAGAAGUUGGCUCCUCAUGGUGUCGAGGUCUCCAUUCCCGGGCUACAAGGAGAGUUGGACAGCUCUCUGCCCAGCCCUGAGCCCCCUGAGCCUGGCCUGGUGCGGCUGCUGGCCCUGCUCUGUGGCCUGGAGCUGAAUGGGAACCUUCAAUCUGAGCUGGGACAGACCGUGGAGAAAGAGAGGGAGUGUUUGCUGCAGGACAGCUUGCUGCAGGGCUUGCUAGACAACCCAGCCCUCAGACACUGCAUUGACAUCACCAUAGAAAACAGCAUGCCUGGCAAGAUCAAAGUGUUGGAGGCUCUCUCCAACGAUGGUCAGCUCUUCUCUCGCAUGGUAGCUCUUCUCAAUAUCCAGCCCAUGCUUCAUGUCGACUACACUGCCACAGCAUCCAAUCUGGACCUUCUGACCCCCCAUAAGGCCACCCUUGAGGAGUUGGCAGUUGCCUCAGCUCAGUGGGACCCCCUGUUAGCCCCAGCCCCUGGAGGAGUAGUAGGAGGGGCAGACCUUGUGGUGUGUAAUCACGCCUGGGGCCCUUUAAGGACCGACCCUGGGCUGCUGUUAGCAAAUCUGGCUUCUGGAGCCAAACAAGGGGGAUUUGUUCUCCUCCACACCCUGUUGAAGGGAGAGACCCUGGGUGAAACCGUUGCUUUCCUCUCUAACACGGCGCAGAGCAGCAGCCAGCAAGGACUACUCACACAGGCUGAGUGGGAGAAGGUGUUCUCUGAGGCUUCCCUCAGUCUGGUGGCUGUCAGGAAGUCUUUUUAUGGCUCGGCCCUUUAUCUGUGUCGCUGUCGGUCUCCAGUCAAACAGCCUGUUUUCCUUCCUGUGGACAGCACCAACUACAAGUGGGUGGAAACACUCAAGGCAAUGAUGGCAGAGUCAUCAGACUGUCCAGUGUGGCUGACUGCCUCUCAGGCCCACUGUGGCAUUGUUGGAAUGGUCAACUGUCUACGACAGGAGCCAGGUGGCAGCCGAAUACGGUGUGCAUUUGUGUCCAAUCUAAAAGAGUCUUCAGUAGCACCAAGCCUCCAGCCAGCCCAUAAGUCCAUGGAGUCAGUGCUGGAGGGGGAUCUGGCAAUGAAUGUUUUCAGAGAUGGACAUUGGGGCGUCUUCAGGCACCAGCUAAUCACUCAUGAUUUAAACGAAGAGUUGACAGAGCAUGCCUACGUCAAUGUGUUGACUCGCGGUGACCUCUCUUCCCUGCGAUGGAUUGCCUCCCCACUCCGCCACUUUGUGAGCAGCAACUCCAAUAUGCAACUGUGUCGUGUUUUCUACAGCUCACUAAACUUCAGAGAUAUAAUGCUUGCCACCGGCAAACUGCCACCAGACGCUAUUCCAGGUGACCUGGCUCUGCAGCAGUGCAUGUUGGGUAUGGAGUUUUCCGGUCUUGAUGCCACCAGACAGCGCGUUAUGGGACUGCUACCUGCUAAGGGCUUGGCAACAAGUGUGGAUGCUGACAAAAGGUUCCUCUGGAAUGUUCCCUUCAACUGGACAUUGGAGCAGGCAGCCUCAGUGCCAGUGGUCUACGCCACAGCCUACUACUCUCUGGUCGUGCGCGGCAGACUCCGUCCCAGAGAGACUAUUCUCAUCCACUCAGGGUCAGGGGGUGUCGGUCAGGCUGCCAUUGCCAUAGCACUCAGCAAAGAAUGUAAAGUCUUCACUACAGUCGGCUCAACGGAGAAGAGGGCCUACCUGCAGGAGAGGUUCCCUCAGCUCUCAGCAGAGUCCUUCGCUAACUCUAGAGACACCUCUUUUGAACAGCACAUCCUGCACCACACACAGGGCAAAGGCGUGGAUGUUGUGCUGAACUCUCUGGCUGAGGAGAAGUUGCAGGCCAGUAUUCGCUGCCUAGCCAGACAUGGAAGAUUCCUGGAGAUUGGCAAAUACGACCUGUCCAACAACUCUCCACUGGGCAUGGCUCUGUUCCUGAAGAAUGUGGCAUUCCACGGCAUCUUGCUGGAUGCUCUCUUUGAAGAGGGCAACAAGGAGUGGGAGGAGGUGUCCCAGCUGCUGAAGGAAGGCAUUAUGGAAGGUGUAGUUCAGCCUCUAAAGACCACUGUGUUUAAGAGGGACCAAGUGGAGGAAGCAUUCAGAUACAUGGCUCAGGGCAAGCACAUCGGCAAGGUCCUCUUGCAGGUCUGUUAUGAGGAGACGGGUUCGGCAGACCAAACUGCUUCCCCUUUGUCUUUUCCAGCUAUAUGUCGCACCUUUUGUCGCCCCUCUCACUCUUACAUCAUUACUGGAGGACUGGGGGGCUUCGGUCUGGAACUUGCUCAGUGGCUGACAGAGAGAGGUGCCCGCAAACUGGUGCUGACCUCCAGAUCAGGCAUCAGGAACGGUUACCAGGCGAAGCGGGUACAUGAAUGGCAGAGUCAGGAUGUGGAGGUUCUGGUAUCGACCAAUGAUGUCAGCACAUUGGAGGGAACGGAAAGUCUCAUUGCUGAGGCCUGCGCACUGGGCCCAGUGGAUGGUGUCUUCCACCUAGCCAUGGUGUUGAAAGAUGGGAUGUUGGAGAAUCUGACUCCUCAACUCUUCCUUGAUGUUAACAGACCUAAAUAUGAUGGAACCAUGUAUCUGGACAAAGUGACAAGAAAGUUGUGUCCAGACCUCAGCCACUUUGUGGCCUUCUCCUCAGUCAGCUGUGGCCGUGGCAAUGCUGGCCAAAGUAACUACGGUUAUGCUAACUCAGCCAUGGAGCGUGUAUGUGAAAAGCGACGCCAUGAUGGUUUACCUGGACUGGCAGUCCAAUGGGGUGCCAUUGGUGAUGUGGGAGUGGUGCUGGAGACCAUAGGUGGCAAUGACUCAGUGAUUGGUGGCACCAUACCCCAGCGCAUCACAUCCUGCCUGGAGGUGCUUGACCUCUUCCUAUACCAGCAGCACCCAGUGAUGUCUAGCUUUGUACCGGCAGAGAAGGUGUCAGUGAAGAGUGAAGCAGCAGGCCAGAGAGACUUGGUGGACACCAUAGCUCACAUUCUUGGCAUUCAGGAUGUAAACAGCCUUAAUGCUGAUGCUUCCUUGGCUGACCUUGGCCUGGACUCCUUGAUGGGUGUUGAGGUUCGCCAGACUCUGGAGCGUGACUAUGACAUCGUCAUGGCCAUGAGGGAGAUCCGCCAGAUCACCAUCAACAAGCUGCAAGAGCUGGCCACCAGCAAACCAGGAGGAACAAAUGAAUCUCACCACGUUACCACUAAGAGGGAUGGUGUUCGGUCUUUGUUGGAGUCUGAUCUGGCCCAGCUAUUGGUAAAACCUAACAGCCCCACGGUGAUAGCACUCAACAAGGUUCAGAGCCAGGAGCGACCACUGUUCCUGGUCCAUCCCAUUGAGGGCUCCAUUGCUGCAUUUAAGACGCUCUCUCUCAAGCUUAGCAUGCCUUGCUAUGGUCUGCAGUGCACAGAAGCUGCUCCUCUGGACAGCAUCCAGUCCCUGGCAGCCCACUAUGUGAAUUGUAUCAGACUGGUUCAACCAGACGGGCCAUAUCGAAUUGCUGGCUACUCAUUUGGUGCCUGUGUGGCAUUUGAAAUGUGCUCUCAACUUCAGACCCAGAAUUUGCCUGUGGAGCACCUCUUUCUGUUUGAUGGAUCACACUCCUAUGUGGCUGCGUACACACAGAGCUACAGGGCCAAGUUGACACCAGGCAAGGAGUCUGAGGCUGAAACUGAAGCCCUGUGUGCCUUUAUCCAGCAGUUCACUGGCAUCCCGUACAACAAGCUUGUGGAGACUCUUCUGCCACUGUCAGACCUGGGGGCCCGUGUCAAGAGUGCAGUGGACUUAAUCACUUCCAGCCACAAGAACAUCAGCCAAGAAUCACUUCAGUUUGCAGCAACCACCUUCUACUACAAGCUAAAGGCUGCUGAUGACUAUGUGCCUGCAACAAAAUACCAUGGCAAUGUGACACUACUGCGUGCUAAAACUAGUAGCGAAUACGAACAAAACCUGGGAGCUGACUACAAUCUCAGCGAGGUAUGUGAUGGUAAGGUGUCAGUCCACAUUAUUGAGGGAGACCACCGCACUUUUCUGGAAGGAGAGGGGGCGGAGUCCAUCAAUAGCAUCAUCCACAGCUCACUGGUUGAGCCACGGGUCACGGCAAGAGAGGGCUAGGCAGGCUCAACCCAACCACAACUUCCACCUUCACACCAUUUCCACAGCAUCCCCUAAAAGUUCUCUAAAGUUGUUUGAUACAGUGAGAAUGCCACACAGCAUUUUUUUGUUCUGUGCCAUUUUGACCUAAUAACCCAAAUGCACCUUUUCUGAUCUUACUUGUCAAUUCAAGCAAUGGACAGUCUCCCUAACCUAAUCAGUGCUCUUAGCUGUUAUCUUCCUGUUUGUUAAAUACAAUGUGAUUGUCAGUUUGUUCAUUGAAAUAUUUUAAAUUAUAUCUUACUGUCACCAUGUUUCAUUUAGCCUUUUUUCGGUUAUAUUAGGGAUACCAACUUUAAGCAGUCAAGAGCCCGCUAUACUUAUAGUGGACAUUUACUGAUUAAUCAUCAGCAUUUUGUAAAAUACAAUACUUUGAACUAUUUACAUGAGCUAUUUUCAUAGCACACUCCAAGUUAAUUAGGAAGAAGCAAGGCUGGACUGGGACAAAAAUAAUCGGCCCUGGCAUUUUGGCCCAGACCGACCUAACCUAAUCAGAUACACUAAUUUUUUCAGACAUUUGAAGGUCACCUGUUAAGUGGCGAUGUCUAAGGAGUUCUUCCCCCAAGAAUUUUGAGUAUCAAACAAACUUAAAUCUGCAUUCUAGUGAAUUUUUACGCGCCAAUUUACGCCUUUAACACACACACACACGUAUAUAUGUAUAAUAGGUGACACACUUUAAGAGAUUACUUCCUUAGACAAAAGACACAAAUGGGGACUUUAAGGUAUAUCAUGAAUACAAGUGUGUUGCCACAGCAGAAAUAACAUUAAGGAUUAUUAUUCUACAGGAAAAUAAGUAUCUGAAAGCAAUACAGAAUGUGAUUAUAUUCCUUCUAUUUUUUUUUAAUAUUUUGGAUUGUCACUUGCCACCUGAAUUUUGUUUUCCUUUAUAACUUGGUGCAUAAAAAUUUUCCUGGAUGCAAGAAUUCUUGUAAGAUGACAGCGGCACCAAAUUGCCACUUUCUCAUUGGCUGCUCUUUGUGCUCAAUAAUGGCACCUAAUUAAAACUUAAAUGUCAAAUUUCUAACUGUUGCAUUUGUUUAACACUCAAACAUUUAAAUUCCUACUAACAUGGCUUUUUUGCUACCAUGAAAUUUAAUGAUAAUGACAUUCCUACUCUGACAAUGUAUUACUGGUAAUAUAACCAUUAUAACCAUUUGAAGGUUUUUCUUUUUUUGAAUUUGUUUGUUUUUUCAAAAAGAGAUGUUUACCUGUGUACAACAUUGUGUUGUUUUCAUUCUAUUUGACCUUGUAGCAAAACGGAUCCAAGCCAAACCAAGACUCACUCAAAUUCUAGCCUCCAGGAACAAUGAAAUGUGCUGCAAACAGCUCAAAAAGUGUCAUUGGUUUUUUUUUCCAUGUAUUGUAAAAAAUAUUACCGAGUGAGCACACUGACAGACCUUCAUUGACAAGUAUAAAUGGAUGGCUUUAGCAGGACAUGGAAACACACAUGGAAAACAUAAAAAAAUGAAAACACAUUUUUAAAUCCAGUGUAUUCACAAGGGAUUAACUUUAGAGUGUUGAUAAUUAUAAUUUCCUCUAAGAUACUUUGUGCCCUGCUACUAAUGAAAUAUAACUAUAAAUGUGUGAAACCAAUCCUUAUUUUUAUCCUGUAGCACUCAAAAUAAAAUGUAGAUAUCUGAGUUGGUGAAA